AUGGGUUCUAUCGUGCUUCCCCACCUCCGAACUGCCUGGCAUGUCGACCAGGCCAUUCUUUCCGAGGAGGAGCGCCUCGUGGUGAUCCGAUUCGGUCGUGAUCACGAUCCCGAUUGCAUCCGCCAGGAUGAGGUUCUGUACAAAAUCGCAGAGCGCGUCAAGAAUUUCGCCGUCAUCUACCUCUGCGACAUCGACGAAGUCCCUGACUUCAACCAGAUGUAUGAACUCUACGAUACGAUGACGAUCAUGUUCUUCUAUCGAAACAAGCACAUGAUGUGCGAUUUCGGCACCGGAAACAAUAACAAGUUAAAUUGGGUGCUGGAGGAUAAACAAGAGUUGAUCGACAUUCUCGAGACCAUCUACAAGGGCGCAAAGAAGGGUCGCGGUCUGGUCGUCUCUCCCAAAGGUACGUAUUUCUCAUCCGCUUGGCCUUCGAAUAUGCCAACAGAAAUUGACGGUUUCAAAGACUACUCGACUAGAUACCGGUACUGA
Penicillium argentinense is the source of this 492-nucleotide messenger RNA. RefSeq names its product DIM1 family thioredoxin-like protein. The transcript is spliced from 3 exons. Bases 1 to 492 code for a protein of 163 amino acids. Gene Ontology annotation, cellular component: U5 snRNP; spliceosomal complex; U4/U6 x U5 tri-snRNP complex. Gene Ontology annotation, biological process: mRNA splicing, via spliceosome. The record is from RefSeq and is a predicted model, not a curated record. NCBI's taxonomy places the organism in Eukaryota, Fungi, Ascomycota, Eurotiomycetes, Eurotiales, Aspergillaceae.